AAGUCUGCCGCGUGUUUUGGUUUAUUUUCGCACCGUGCGGUCAAGUUGAGUGAAACAAGUCAUACAAGCGGUACGGGGGAGCGCGAGACGUACAGAACAAGUUGUACGCGUUUUUGUGGGAUAAAAACGAUUUUGUUCCAACCGUCCAGGGUCAGGGACGCUGUGAAACAUGUCUGCUCUUUCUGCCUGGUUUUGGAACGAGAGGUUUUGGCUGCCACACAACGUAACCUGGGCAGAUAUGGCAGACCCUGCUCCCGGGGUGGAGUAUCCCAAAGCUAGACACUUGCUUACUGCUUUCCCGCUUGCCUUGGGAAUUUUCGCCGGCAGGAAACUCUUCGAGAGAUUUAUUGCCAGCACCUGUGCCCAGAGACUCCACAUUCGGGAAAGUGUGGGAAGAAGAGCUCAGCCCAAUGCAGUGCUGGAGAAAGUGUUUACAUCCAUCACAAAGAAUCCAGACUCUCGACAUGUGGAUGGCCUGUCCAAACAGCUUGACUGGGAGGUGCAAAAGAUCCAGCGUUGGUUCAGACACCGUAGGAUCCAAGAAAAAGCCAGCACACACACUAAGUCCUGUGAGAGCAUGUGGAGGUUUACAUUUUAUUUGGUCAUAUUUAUCUAUGGAUUCCACUUUUUGUGGCAGUGCCCUUGGUUGUGGGAUACACGGCAUUGCUGGUAUGGUUACCCCUAUCAGGUCAUGACUCCUGGUCUUUAUCACUACUAUAUGAUCGAGCUGGCUUUCUACUGGUCACUCAUGUUCUCCCAGUUCACUGACAUAAAAAGGAAGGACUUCCGGAUUAUGUUCAUCCAUCACCUGGCUGUAGUUUGCCUGAUCAGCUUUUCAUAUGUCAACAACAUGACGCGAGUAGGGAGCCUCGUGUUGUUGGUCCAUGAUUCCUCUGACUUCCUGCUAGAGGCAGCCAAGCUUGCCAACUAUGCCAAGUACCAGCGCCUGUGUGACUUCCUGUUCAUUACGUUUAGUGUGCUUUUCUUCAUCACACGAUUUAUUAUACAUCCAUUAUGGCUCCUGAACAGCACGUUGUUUGAGAGUUGGGCCAUAGUAGGGCCAUACCCGUCCUGGUGGCUCUUCAACUUCUUACUGCUGGUCCUCCAAGUGCUGCAUAUCUUCUGGUUCUACUUCAUAGCCCAUGUAGCUGUCAAAGCCAUGAUGCACGGCAAGGUUAUCAACGAUAACCGCAGUGACACUGAGCGCGGUUCAGAAGUCGAGCCUGACACAUCCACAGAAGACCUCAAGACCUCUCCUGAUUCUGUCAAAGGAGAAAAUGGCUACUAUUCUGCUGCUAAAGCCUCAGCACAGAACCACGGCAGCUGGUGACAUGGAGCCUGAAGCUGGGAGCAGUUUGUCCCCUCGCAUCUCAGGAGCUUUGUCUUAUGACGUUCCUCUGUCAUGCAAGGCUCACACCCACAUAAUCUACUACUAUCACAUUGAGUGUGCACAGAUUCACGUCCUGGUAAACAAAUGAUGGAUAUACGAACAUUGGCUUUGAAGGGCCCUGUAAUGACAUGUACUACAACUCUAGAGGUGACCUGUAAAUGCUGAAAUGACAUGGAAAUGAACUGAAGCAAAUGAUUUACAUAGCCUUAUUUGUCAAAUAAUGGAAUACAUUUUGUGCUGAGUUUGGCUGCAGUUGCUAGUUUCAGUGUUCUCUCCCAGUUUUAAUGGCCAGGUGAACUCGAGUAUUUUUGUUUCUCAUGGUUAAUUCACAUGGGAUCACAUAGGGUGGGCAAUAGCUGCUGGGGUGUGUUUGAACCUUUCAAUCACAUCACAGCAGGUAUAACACUGAAAUAACUGUUAUGGCUGUUUUAUCAGCUUUUAAAAGCAAGUCACUUGCUGUGUGUGCAUGACGAAGUACAACACACUUGAAAUUAAACAGCAGUUUCUGCCCUUUGUGGUUUUUUGUGUAGUUAUCCUUUAACCAUGUUGACUGCUUUGUGAUGUAUUGUUUUUUUUCUGUUUUACUUUUUUUUCCCCUUUACUUCUGCUGAGACCAAAUGCUUCCUGUAAAUUUCUUCAUGUCACUGCCUACAGGUCAAUCAAGGUAUGAGGACCAUGCUACAUACUUGGUAUCAUGUUUUGACUUGAGUGCCUCGUAAAAAUCUAUUUUCAAAUAUAUUUUGUGUUGAAAGAUCUCUUUGUUAUUGCAGCACUAUUUAAAGACUUAACUACACUGUGUGGUUAAAGGAAUUUAUUAUAAUACAAACAAUUGCAGCCCUCUUUACUCCUGAGCCAG
This is a messenger RNA of Monopterus albus (swamp eel), 2246 nucleotides long. It is a transcript of the gene cers5, whose product is annotated as ceramide synthase 5. Gene Ontology annotation, cellular component: membrane. The record is from RefSeq and is a predicted model, not a curated record. NCBI's taxonomy places the organism in Eukaryota, Metazoa, Chordata, Actinopteri, Synbranchiformes, Synbranchidae. Gene Ontology annotation, molecular function: DNA binding; sphingosine N-acyltransferase activity. The coding region runs from base 170 to 1330 and encodes 386 amino acids. The transcript is spliced from 10 exons. Gene Ontology annotation, biological process: ceramide biosynthetic process.